CGGCAAGCUAACACGAUAGUCAGUGAAUUGUGUUCAAAGUGGACAGUCCAUGUCGAUUCGCCCCCGCAAUGCCGCAAGUUUCCGUGAAUUUCAAAUAUCGUGAACUUAAUCGCAAACUUUUGAGUGCAUUUUUCUGAACAAAUUAGCAAACUAUUGGCUAUGUGAUUGAUUUGGGUUUCGGGACUUUUUAGUGAAAUCGUGCCGCGAUUUUUGGUUUGCUGUGACAUUGGAUCGUAUUUGGUUUUUGCAUCAGAUCAAUCAACAGCAUCAGGAAGCGCAACAUUUUUAAGAUCUUACAUCCAAAUAUGGUAGACGCGAUUCAAGAAGACACUGAGCCACCCUCUGAUCAGGGCAUGCUAUAAGUUUUCGCUACGCAUCAGUCUGGGAAAAAAGGCUCGUCCAGAUGUUCCAGACUAACAGUCCACGUUUAGAUUCCUGCCGAAGAGCAUCGUUUUCCUUGAACAAGUGACCAAACUAACAUACAGCCAAUACCCCGUCUUGUGCUGAAGAUAAUGUGACUUUUAAUCGUUCCCUGGAAUGAAAGUGUUCAACCUCUCAAUGAUGCUUACAGUACAGUUAAAUUAUGUGCUUUUAAUCUUAAGUUUGUUCGCGACGGUGUGCUCGUUUCCUUCCACCCCGUUGAGCCGCAAGAAUCAGGAAAUUUCGUGGGAAGCUUGGCUAUUGGUGGAUGAUCAGAACCAAAACCGACAAACCCAAGGAGAGCAUAUGCCGAAGCAUCGCAUCACCGCAAAAAGUGUUUUUGUCGCCCCCACCUUUUCACCAAAAGAUCUUCCGCCUUGUGCUGAGGGCUACAACUCCGAUUCGAUGGGGCGUUGCAUCAAAAUUAUUAAGCUCAGGGAAGAUAAUCAGCUAACGUUUUUGCUGAGCAAACUCAACGCUGAAUUUGGAUCAGAACUGGAUUAUGAUAGCAUACCUGAAGAGCCCAAUUCUGCCCCUACCAAGGUGGAUAUCCCUUUAAUUAUGGACUUUGGCGAUGAUUAUGGUAGUGAAUUUGAAGAAGAACAUGACAUGGCCAUCAUUGUCACCCAGACCGCAAAGUCCAGUGAUAAUAACGGAGAGGACAAUAACACUAAAUUUGACAAGAGAGACCAAAAACUGCAUGUAGAUGUGCUGGAGGAUGAGCUGAAAAAACUAACUAAAGUUACGACUGAAAAAUACCAAGUGAAAACUGAAACUGAGCCAAUGAGCACUACUGAAGUCGAAGAAUUAUCUACCAGUCCAUACUCAACUCCUGAAAAAACUACCACGAUGGAGGAUAACGUGGAUAGUACGAUCACGCCUACGACCAUCAUUAUGCCCACCGAAGAAACCACUAUCGUUGAUUCAGAUGGUUCCUACAGUCAAACGGAAUUUUCCGAUACUACUACGGAAAUCUCCACUACAACUACAACUAAUUCAGAAAGUACAUCGGUCCUCCCUAUUACAACAGAGGAAAGCGAAACAACUACACUUCCAAGUAGUAGUGGAGCAACUUCAACUACACCAAAAAUUACCACAUACCACCCGGUGGCUACCACCUAUCACCCAUAUUUCGACCUUGGCCAAGUGGCAAACGCCCGAACGAAAAACUUCGUAAAAUUCCCAAGCGAAGAAGUGGUCAUGCCUCGCAGUCAUCCAAAUGGAAACUACAUCAGAUUCCCCGAUUUCGACUCCAAAUACCAACAAGAGAGUUUAAUCCAUCAUACCAGAGAUGUGGAUGACCAAACUGGCAAUUUCUUCAACGAAAUUGUAACGCCCGAGCCUUCGGAGCAAAUCCAAGGAAUUCUUCUGCCACCAAAGAGGCACUACAACUUUGACGCUAGGCGCGUAGACGGCGAAUUGCCAGCAGAUCUGCAACGCCGUUCUAAUCCAUAUGGAAAAGCGCAUGUUCUUCCAGAUAACGAGGAACAGUAUCAAUUUCCAUUUGCAACUACAGAACAAUUUGCAAACAAAAGAGCCAGAGAAAAAUAUGGCAAUACUAUGCCACCAAAAUGGUCGUCCGAAGAUAUUCACAAGCCGAUCGUCUUAAGGUUUUCUAGAAAGCACUUCAAUUUUAACAACAACAAAUUUAAAAAUUCCGAAUUUUACAGGUCUCUUCCCACGGAUGACCUUACCUAUUUAUUUGGCCAUAAAAAUGGACACACGAGUCAUAGGUAAUACUUUUUGCAUAACUAAUAUCAGGAAUGUUAACGCUGUAGAUUUUGUGUAUAUAUAUUUAGUGUAUUUAUUCAAGUAGCUGUUUUGUAGUUUCCUUGGAAAAGACGGUUGUUUUUUAGUGACAGUUUAAUAAAUGAUGGAAAUAUGAUUAGCCAAAAUGCGGCAAGAGCUGUACUAUUAAUUAGCUAAGUAUGCCAUAAUUUGUCGAUAUAAUAUCCAAAGCAUGCCAAUAUAACAUUACAUCUCUUGCAACUACAGCUUUUUAGUCAGAUAAAAUUCAACCAAACUUUUCCAACGUUCUGUAUAUAAGGUGUCCAUGAAAUAUUUUGCAACCGUUAGAUUAUUAUUUAAAUAUGUAAAUAGGUGCUGCUAUAAUUUGCUGGUGAAUGAUUGCAUGCGUUGGAUAUUGUUUGUUUUAUGGCCAUCCUGUAUAUCUGUGUCGAUGUUGUGUAAAUAAACGUAGAGAAAACUUAGUCAAUUAAUUGUAGGUAACCUACCGUAACCCAAAAAUAUAUAACCAAUACAGUACAAGUUGAAAAAGUCUUAGCUAAGUAUUUUUUAUAUUUUGUAAUUUUAGAUAUUUUUUUGCAAUUUGCAACAUUUAGUGCAAUAGAACAUUUUAACUCUAACCAUUUCAGUUGUAAGUUGUACAGUAAUUUUAUUAAAGAAUGGUUCAGUAUUUUUCGUUGUAGAAAAGUAAUUAGAAGCAAAGCACCUAUUUCAGUUUUUAGUUUACUUUAGUCGUAGGACUCGUUUUUCGCUGUUUAUUUGUUUUUUCGCCACCGAACAUGUUUACCAGAAUCAUUCCGGUUUUAUUUUUAUUAUAAAACAAUGGCAUAUGAUUUAUUUGCAUUAACGUUUAGCAAAGUUACUGUACAUAUAAGACAAAACUUUUAAAACAUCACGUCUAAUUCUUAGUAUUACGUUUAGUAAUUUAUUUAUUAUUUAUUAUUAUUUUAUUGUACUACCAGAUUGCUGGUCAGAUCUAUCAAUAGUAAUUGCAGACCAAUUUCGUAGAAUGUCGUAAUAAUCAGUUGCUUAUAAACAGAUGUGUGUUUUCUUGUUUUUGUUAGAAAUAUUAAAGUAUUAUAAACUAAUUUUAUCAGCCAGA
Messenger RNA from Dendroctonus ponderosae (mountain pine beetle), 3268 nucleotides. RefSeq lists its product as uncharacterized. The record is from RefSeq and is a predicted model, not a curated record. The transcript is spliced from 3 exons. NCBI's taxonomy places the organism in Eukaryota, Metazoa, Arthropoda, Insecta, Coleoptera, Curculionidae. Bases 538 to 2157 code for a protein of 539 amino acids.